AUGAGCGCAGCAUCUGAAACUGCGAGUGAGGGGGAACUCUUUUUAUAUGAUGAGAACUUUGGAUAUGCCGGAUUUGAAGCAGGUGGCCGCGGUGAAGGACCCAAAGCCCUGGUCUUCAUUGGUGGAUUGACGGAUGGUUUGUUGAGCCUUCGAUACCUGCCUUACCUGGCAGAGGCCCUCCGACCUCGGGGGUGGCGAAGCUUCCAACCGGUGUUGCAGAGCAGUUAUAGGGGCUGGGGCUUCAAUAGCCUUGAUGAAGAUGUCGCAGGACUGGACAAGUUCUUGGAUUUCUUGGCCUCCAAACGUGGGAUUUCCAAGGUCGUCUUGUUGGGCUCGUCCACCGGUUGCCAGGAUGCAGUGCAUUAUCUGAAGAGGGGGCAGCGCAAGUCUUUGAUUCAUGGAAUCAUCUUGCAAGCUCCGGUGAGCGACCGAGAAGCCUUACUGGCCGAAGAACGCAGCCCAGAGGAUCUCGAAGCCUUGGCCCACUUCAAGGACCUCGCGAAGCAGCUGAUCUCCGAGGGCCACGGUGACGAGCUGCUCCCGCGCCGGGCCUGCGCGCUCUUCGGCCCGCCCGAUGCCAUCACGGCGUACCGCUUCGACUCACUGACGCGGCGCAUGGGCGACGACGAUCUGUUUUCCUCGGAUCUCUUGGAGGAGGAACUGGUGGAAAAGCUGGGCCAUGUCACUGUGCCGUGCUUGCUGGCCCUCUCCGCGGACGAUGAAUACGUGCCCUCCUUCGUGGAUUCCGCCGCGCUGGGCCGUCGCAUGGCCGAUGCCAUGGCCGUGGGUCCGGGCGGAGGAGCCAAGGUGGUGGUCUUGGGCAGCGGCGGUCAUGGCGUUCGCACCGCGGAAGGGCAGGCGCAGUUCAUGUUGUCCGUGGCGGAGUUCCUUUCAGAGUUGGAUCAGGGGCAUCUCUUUCCGCUGGAGUGGGAAACAGCUCUGGCAGGUCAGUUGCUGGACCGUGCGAGAGCGUUCUCCGAGAGAGAACAGCGGCCGUUUUUGGUGGCCUUGGCUGGGAUGCCGGGAUGUGGCAAGACGGUCACAGCAGAGAUACUCAAACGUUUGUUGCAUCCUCGUUGUUUGGUGGUUCCCAUGGAUGGCUUUCACAUACCCUUAAGCGAAUUGAAGUCGAGGGUGGAUGCGGAUGAUGCGAUUUACCGGCGUGGUGCGGCUGACACCUUUGAUCCAAAAGCCUUGAAGGAGAAGUUGCUGGAAAUCAGGUCAGGUCCAGACCAGGUGCUUUUGCCCGACUUUGAUCAUGCUCACGGAGAUCCUACUUUUGAUACGAUCUGCUUUGAACGCAGCCGACAUCAGAUUGUGUUGGUGGAGGGCUUGUACCUGCUUCAUCAGCGAGAUGGGCUGCCCGGCUACACGGCGGAAGAGAUUGAUCGACGCUGUGAAGAAGUGGAUCGAGCAAAUGCCGAGGUUGGGGUGAAUGCUUUGGGAUGCGACGUUGGCUCUUUGGGAGCGGUAGGAACGGUUAGGCGGUUAGGCUGUUGGCUGCAUGAGCCUUCGUCUUGGCUUUGCGUCGAGGUGGUGCAAGCAUCGGCGAGCAAAGCUGAACUCACCGUGGAAAACAAUCAGAUCACGGCCUUCACAACUUGGGCCAACAUCGACCAGCGGAAGCCGCGCAACUUGCCCUCCUGGCCUGAAUCGCCCAAGGGCGCACCGGACGAGGCCUUCACGCGCGCGGCGGUGCCCUUGGUGCGGCAAUUCGUGACGGCUCGGUACAAAGACUAUGGAAAGGGAAAAGUGACUCUGCGACACUUGAAGAAUCAUAUUGUGGCCAAGAGCGACUUGGGUCUGACGUACGAGGACCUACGAGAUGAUCGAUACUCUGCCGUCAUUGAGGAUGAAGUGGAUGCCAUUGUAGCAAGAUGUGAUGGUGGCAAGAAGCCAGUUGCUUGCGUCGAGGGUACCUGA
This is a messenger RNA of Durusdinium trenchii, 1923 nucleotides long. The record is from the annotation of a GenBank genome assembly. NCBI's taxonomy places the organism in Eukaryota, Dinophyceae, Suessiales, Symbiodiniaceae.